This is a messenger RNA of Lizanozyma spartinae, 2607 nucleotides long. Its product is annotated as histone demethylase. The record is from RefSeq and is a predicted model, not a curated record. Gene Ontology annotation, molecular function: histone demethylase activity; DNA binding. The coding region runs from base 1 to 2607 and encodes 868 amino acids. Gene Ontology annotation, cellular component: nucleus. Gene Ontology annotation, biological process: chromatin remodeling. The transcript has a single exon. NCBI's taxonomy places the organism in Eukaryota, Fungi, Ascomycota, Pichiomycetes, Serinales, Debaryomycetaceae.
AUGUCAGAAGGUUCUAGCAGGUUGGAAGAUCCAAAGAUUAAGAAGGUAAAACGGAGCCAAUCAUCAUCUAAUGGUAAAGUGACCUGUAAUAAAUUUGAUAAGUCCAAGUUACAGCCAUGUCCGAUUCUUAGACCUACUAUUAAAGAAUUCAGCAAUCCCAUUGCUUAUUUAUCACGCCCUGAUAUUGCUCAACUUGGAUCUCAAUUUGGUAUAGUGAAAGUUGUUCCUCCUGUAGGAUGGCAGGCUCCCUUCUCCAUCUCAAAGCAGUUCAAGUUUCAUACAAGAUUCCAGAAGUUGAGUGAGCUCGGGAUUAUCAGUAGAUCCCGGAAGUUUUUCACCGAUAAUUUGAACCGGUAUUUGAAGAUGCACAAUCAACCUAAAGUCAGAUGUUAUAUCAAUUGCCGGAACGGGAAAAGAGUGCACUACUAUGAUUUAUAUUUGGCAGUUCAGAAACUUGGAGUUAACCUGGAGCAUCUUAAUGACCGACAUUGGAAGUCGUUGUGUCAAACUCUUGAAGUCGAUGUUUCAAUGGCUCAAUUGCUUAAAUAUGAGUACAAUUCCAAGAUUAAGGCCUAUUCCCAUUUCCUAUCGUCUUGUUCUCUAGAUACCUUUAUAGAUGAAGAUGGAGAACGACCACAAGACUUUGAAAGUCAAAAUGAUAGUGAUUAUAUUCGUUCUGAUGAUGAUGAUGAUGAUGAUGAUGAUAAAGUGACAGAUGACCACUGUGUGGUUUGCCAUAAGAAUGAUAACCCAGCACGAACUCUUUUAUGUGAUAAUUGUGACGAUGCUUAUCAUAUGUACUGUCUUGAGCCACCAUUAAAGGUAAUACCGGAAAAUGAUUGGUUCUGUAAACGGUGUUUGGUUGGAGAUGGAGCUUAUGGUUUUGAAGAGAACACUGACCAUAAGUACACCAUUACUGAGUUUAUUGAUAACUGUGUUGCGUUUGAGAAGCAGUUUAUUAGUAACCACAAUAAUAAUCAACCACUAACUAUUGAUAGCAUUGAAGAGAAGUUCUGGCACUUUGUUAACUUGCAACGUUCAGAUAUAACUGUCGAAUAUGGAGCAGAUAUUCAUCAUAUGAAACAAGGGGAGAUCUCUGGAUUCCCCAUGGCUGAAAAGGGGGAUUUAAUGAACCCUUUGAGUUGUUCUUAUGUUGAUCACCCAUUCAAUUUAACCAAACUUCUGUAUGCUUCAGGAUCACUUUUGAACCAUAUCAAAAAGACAAUUUCAGGUAUGACAAUCCCUUGGAUAUACAUUGGUUCUCUCUUACUGACGUUUUGUUGGCACGUUGAAGAUCAUUAUACCCUUUCGGCCAAUUAUUGUCAUUUUGGAGCCACUAAGAAAUGGUACGGGAUUCCAAGUUAUCAUGCCACAAAGUUUGAAGCCUUGAUGAAGGAUUGUGCUCCAGAUUUAUUCCAAAGACAACCUGAUUUACUCCAUCAAUUGGUAAGUUUGCUUUCUCCCAUGACCUUAGUGGACCAUGGCAUCGAUGUGGUCUAUUGUGACCAGAACCCAAACGAAUAUGUCAUCACCUAUCCAAAAGUAUACCAUGCGGGGUUCAAUUGUGGAUUCAACUUCAACGAGGCAGUGAACUUUACGAUGGACUCCUGGUUACCGUUUGGAGAAGAUGCCAUAAAGAACUACAAAGAUAUCCGGAAGGAGAAUGUUUUUGAUCACUUUAAAUUAUUGGAGAAUAUUCUUAGAGAUUGCAUGAGACAUCCUCAGCAGUAUUCAACUAAAGGAGAGUUCAUUCAGGGGUGUCUCCGGAGUUUUGAAGAAUAUAUCGAUACGCAAAUCCUUUUGAGUGGGAACUUGAUUAAGUCCGGAGUUGUUAGGGAAAGAUAUGUUAAACCCGAACAAGAUGAAGCAAAUGAAUAUUCUGAAACAGAUGAUGAACCUACGUGUGGAGUUUGUCGAACAUGUAUCUCGUACCAGUACUGUUUAGUUGACAACCGGUUACACAACUUUGGAGCAGUUGCCCAACUGCUAGGAAGAAAUGACCAAUUGUUAACUCCGGACAAUACACCUAAAGAGAUGAUUGCUAAUCGAGACAAUAUGGGGGUUGUAACCGAGUUAAGCUCAAGUCAACGGUUACAUGAAGUGAUCACUUCUGAUCCGUAUUAUGAUUUAGAACAGGGUGUAGUUAAGGGUAAACUCUGUGUCAUGAGAGAAUAUGAUGCUCUUAUUGAGUCUGCCAAAAGAUCAGCUGAAGAUCUGGAGAAAGAAAAUGCUAGAAGCAAACGGAGGAAGUCAAGAAGAUUGGAACAGAGAUUGAAGGAAUCAGAUACUACUGUUGGAGCUCGUGAUGGUGCUACCAAUGCAACUUCUGCUUCUGUUGCUGCUGCUGGUACUACUGAUAUCAAACUUGAACAAGUAGACCCUCCAUUGAUGAGUUCCGUUCGUCCGGGUAACUUGUUCCGUGCUUCUACUUUGAAGCUGUUAAAUGAGCAUGAUACGUUUAAGGUUUGUGUUGAGUGCUUAACGAACUUACAUAACGAUGGAGUCAUCAAUGAGCUUCCAGUUGGCUCUAAAAUCGUUGAGGAACGUUCCUUAAGACACAUUAAACAAUUAAAUCAUACAAUUAAGACUAUGAAUAUAUGGGGAUAA